This is a messenger RNA of Pocillopora damicornis (cauliflower coral), 1786 nucleotides long. RefSeq names its product BTB/POZ domain-containing protein 6-like. Lineage: Eukaryota; Metazoa; Cnidaria; Anthozoa; Scleractinia; Pocilloporidae. The record is from RefSeq and is a predicted model, not a curated record. Gene Ontology annotation, molecular function: protein binding. Gene Ontology annotation, biological process: neurogenesis. Gene Ontology annotation, cellular component: cytosol.
AUGUCUAUGGCUAAGAUGAAUUGGCAGACAAAAAAGCUCACCAUUAGAGAAAGGAGUGAGUUUAUUUUUAACAACGAUCUGUUUAGCGAUGUUAGGUUUGUUGUCUCGGGAGUAAUUGGCAAAUGUGAAAACAAGAAAAGUAUUCCUGCUCACAAGUUUGUGUUGUCAAUUAGUAGCCCUGUGUUUGAAGCCAUGUUUUACGGUGAGUUGGCGGAGACUAAAGACUCUAUUGAACUGCCUGACUGUGAUUACGAGAGUUUGUUGGAGUUUUUUCGUUACAUGUACAGCGAUGAAGUGGGUUUGAAUGGAGGUAAUGUGAUGGGAGUGUUUUAUUUGGCGAAGAAAUACAUGGUGCCUUCGCUGGCUGAUAAAUGUGCGCGACAUUUACGGCACAACUUAGAUGAAUCGAAUGUGUUCAGUGUUUUGAAAUUUGCACAGAAAUAUGAUGAGACGAACCUUGUGGAAAAUUGCUGGAAAGUGAUAGAUGAACGCACCGCAGAAGCUGUAAAAUCUCGGAAUGGAUUCUUGACAAUUGAAAGAUCCUUACUCGAAGCUUUAGUUGAAAGAGACUCGUUGAAUAUCAAUGAAGUGGAACUGUUUAAAGCCGUUGAUUUGUGGGCUAUAAAUGCUUGUAAAAAGCAGGGUUUAGUGGCGAAUGGAUCAACAAAGAGAACAAUUCUUGGAGAAAGAGUAGUCAAGGCAAUCCGCUUUCCUACGAUGAAGCAAGAAGAUUUCGCCCUGGUGGCACUUGACAGCAAAAUAUUAACAGCAGAAGAAAUUGUGAGUGUUAUCAAGCGUAUCAACUUAGUAUCGAGUGCUCUGUUGCUGUUUCCAGAAACGAAGAGAUCUGGUUUCGUCGGUGAAAUCCAGCGGUGCUGUAGGUUUGGUUCUGUCUCUCACAACAAAUGGAGUUAUGCGGGCUCUUCCAAAGACUGCGUGAAUCUUUGCGCUGACAGAGAGAUUACGUUACAUGGGCUUCGGCUCUUUGGAGAGGACCAAAAUAGCUACUGGGUUGAUAUGGAGAUCAAAAUUGCCAAGAACAAGUCCGUUCUAUUAUCAAAAGCAGGAUGGUUUAAAUCAGAGGCCUUGUCAAGCAAUUUUGGUCACUAUCAUGGAUUUGAGGUUUUUUUUGACGCUCCUCUUGUGUUGAAAAAAAAUCAGUCAUACUCUGUGGAAGCUUUGAUCAUAGGUUCGGAUUCGAUGCAUGGAAAAAACGGUCACGAAAUAGUAAAAUGUUGCGGCGUAACGAUCACGUUUACAAAUAGUAAGUACUCUGGUAAUGGAACAAGCGUUAGUCGGGGUCAGUUCCCUGACAUAUUAUUCACUGUUUAAUCAACAUUUGAUCCAAGGAGUGUCAAGUAUCGAACUCCGCUUUUUAGUCGUAGGGCACAGUUAAACAGGCUUGUAACGUGAAUGAAGACAGAGAUCAAGGUGGGGCAGUAAUGGUUUGAUAUAAAGAACAGUCAACAAAUGAAUGUUUGCUUGUUAGUUUGAUAGGAGAAUACGCUUUCAGACCAUGGGAGUUAUAGUAUUAAAGGAGCUUUAUCACAGCCUGUGCAUCUUGAAAUAUUUACCAGCAUUUGCUUUGACUCUCCUGUAAUCCUGAACAUUAAUGUCGUUUCCUUCAUCAAAACUUCCGUUACGUUCGUCCAUCCUCACCAACUAUCUGUUUGGGUGGAUUUUUGAUAAAAGGCCAUCACCAAAAGUCCUUUAUGUCGCCGAUAAAUGAAAAAUUUCAACGACCCAUGAACUAUUAAAAGUAGUGUGGCACCGUUCCUUAACCCUC